This is a messenger RNA of Arabidopsis thaliana (thale cress), 1737 nucleotides long. RefSeq names its product EF hand calcium-binding protein family (gene TCH2). The transcript is spliced from 2 exons. The coding region runs from base 60 to 545 and encodes 161 amino acids. The record is from RefSeq and is marked reviewed. Gene Ontology annotation, molecular function: calcium ion binding. Lineage: Eukaryota; Viridiplantae; Streptophyta; Magnoliopsida; Brassicales; Brassicaceae.
ACACUACUCUAACCGUUUUUUUUCUUCUCUCAAAUCUCAAAAUCUCAAUUUCUUCAACAAUGUCAUCGAAGAACGGAGUUGUUCGUAGCUGUUUAGGAUCAAUGGACGACAUCAAAAAAGUCUUCCAACGAUUCGACAAAAACGGCGACGGGAAAAUCUCCGUCGACGAGCUCAAAGAAGUGAUCCGCGCUCUCUCACCAACAGCAUCACCAGAAGAAACAGUAACGAUGAUGAAACAAUUCGAUCUAGACGGUAACGGAUUCAUAGAUCUGGACGAAUUCGUCGCGCUUUUCCAAAUCGGAAUCGGAGGAGGAGGUAACAAUCGAAACGACGUAAGCGAUUUGAAAGAAGCGUUUGAGUUAUAUGAUUUGGAUGGUAAUGGAAGGAUCUCGGCGAAAGAGCUUCAUUCAGUGAUGAAGAAUUUGGGUGAGAAGUGCUCUGUGCAAGAUUGUAAGAAGAUGAUUAGUAAAGUUGAUAUUGAUGGUGAUGGUUGUGUUAAUUUUGAUGAGUUUAAGAAGAUGAUGAGUAAUGGUGGUGGUGCUUGAGGAUUUGGAAGAUUUCGCCGGAGAUUAGAUUAGUCGACGGUGAUGAUUCGUAUUAGCAGAUUAAUUUUAGUGACGGCGAUUAAAAACCCUAGAAAACCAUAAACCAUUUCUUGUGACUCCUCGAGUCCUUGAUUUGCGGCACUUCCAGAGUCUUCCACUAUUAUACCUACACCUUAAUUACAACAACUCAGUGGAACUAACAGAUGAUAAAGAAUCUCUCUUUGAAUAAGUACCACCACUUGUGUUUUUGGCUUUUUCCAAUGGAGUUUUCUUAUAUUGCAAUCAAAAGGUUGACCACAACGUGGACAAAUUAUGUCCUUAUAAAGACAAAAUAUGGCAUAUUGGCAUCGCAUCUAUUACACAUUCUCCAAUGAGUAUCGUCUCUAGCAUUUUUAUUCCCAGUAGAAGAUGCUAGCUUGUGCAGAUUUAGUAGUUUCAUUAUCCAACGAGCAAGCUUAUUACUUCUAGCCCCACCGUCUCUAGCACUUAACUUGUGUAUAUUGUAGGAUUGAGUUGUUUCUUUAUCCAACUAGCAAGCUUAUUACUUCUUGCCCCAAUAUUUUGUGGGUUUGGUUGUUUCUGAAUCUCGGUCUUUGCUUCUUUCGAGAUCCUCCUUUGAUCAUAAGAAGUUCUCUUAACCUUAUCAGAUAACAUACACCAAGCUUCUGUAACUGGCUUAAAGGCGCCUUCCGCGCCAUUAAGGUUGUACUUGUCCGGAUGAAGCAAAAGAGCUAACUUCUUGUAUUGUUUCUUCACUGCUUCAUCAUAGCUAAAGGGUCUACAUAAAGAAUUCCAUACCAAUCAGCUUUUUCUUCUCCGUUUGAUGCAAAGAGAUAAACAUUGAUCAUCAUCAACACUUGUCUUUAAACCAUCAAGUUUUGGAUACAAAUUCUGAGCCUUGUUAAUGAAUUUCUUCGCUCCAUUGUAAUCAUUCUCCGAGAGUUUCCUCUCAGCAAUCUCCAUUGGAAACAACUUAGAAAAAAUAAUUAGCUCAGAAUAUUCUUUUGUAUUGGAAACAACUUAGAAAAAAGGAUAUGUUCUUCUCAUAUUGUGUUUCAGUGUGGCUCCAAGCCAAGUUUUCCAGAUAAGUGGUUUCAUCUCCAUUUUGUUUUCCAUGAUUUGCUUUCAAUUUGCCAUAAAUGUGUCUAACACAUUUCCUAUGCUCUGAAAUUUGGUAACCAGUAACAUCACA